Molecule: messenger RNA, 687 nt
Organism: Neohortaea acidophila
Lineage: Eukaryota; Fungi; Ascomycota; Dothideomycetes; Mycosphaerellales; Teratosphaeriaceae
Product: PITH domain-containing protein
Exons: 2
Coding region: 1-687 (228 amino acids)
Cellular component (GO): nucleus
Source: RefSeq, a predicted model, not a curated record
AUGUCUCACUGUCACGAUGAACACGACCACCACGGCCAUGACCACUCCGAAGGCGCCGCUCACGACCACACCGAUGACCUGACCCCCGCGCUGCAAAACCACAUCUAUGAGCAGAUAGACUUCUCCAAAAUCACCACUCUGAACGAAUCCGAGCCGCAAUCUGGCACCAAGAUCCUACAAAAGACAUGGACUGAUCGACUCGACUCGCAGCCGGAGCUGAAAAGCGAUACGGAUGAGCAGCUGCUCAUGCACGUUCCCUUCACAGCCCAAAUCCGACUCCACAGCAUUCUAAUCCGCACAUCCCAAACCUCCAGCGCCCCGCAAAAUCUCAAACUCUUCCUCAACACCGACAACCUCGACUUCUCCUCCGCCAGCGAUGCGCAGCCGACGCAAACGCUCGAACUCGCACAAUCAAAUGACGUGCAGGAGGUUCCCGUCAAGCGGGCUCUUUUCAACACCGUGCGGUCGCUGGAUCUCUUUUUCGAGGACAACUGGAGUCAAGGGGAGGAGGAUGAGACAAGGGUGAGUUAUUUGGGGUUCAAGGGGGAGUGGAUGAAGUUGAGCCGUGAGCCGGUGAAUGUGCUUUAUGAGGCUGCGGCGAAUCCGCAGGAUCAUAAGUUGGCUGCUGGUGUUGGGCAGGGUUUGGGGAGUCAUAUUGGGGCCGCUGGCGGGAGGGAUGGGAUGUGA